CGAAAUUUGACAAUCGAGCGUCUUUCUCGAUUGAUUCCUCCGCGAACCAACUAACCGACCAGCAACCACCGAACACCAUCGUCGACCACCGAAUACCGCCAAGAUGACGAAGGGUACCUCCUCGUUUGGUAAGAGACACAACAAGACGCACACCUUGUGCCGUCGUUGCGGUCGCCGAUCGCUUCACAUCCAGAAGCACACCUGCUCUUCCUGCGGUUACCCCUCGGCCAAGACCCGCAAGUACAACUGGUCCGAGAAGGCCAAGCGGAGAAAGACCGUCGGCACCGGCCGCAUGCGCUACAUGAAGGACGUCUCCCGCCGCUUCAAGAACGGCUUCCAGUCCGGCGUCCCCAAGGGUUCCGCCGGCCCCACCGCGCAGGAGUCGUGAGCGAUGAUUGGAAUGUGAUUCGGGUCGACAUGGGGAGGUAUCUGUGCAACCGAGGGCAUUCGGGCGAUGGGGGAAUGAAAAAUUGAGAUCGAGGCGAGGGGGUCCAGGGAAGGCGUGGCAACGCCGCCGGAGUCUUGUCUACUCGGGAAACGAUAUCACGAAAAGAAAUCAAAGGGAAAAAAUCAGCUCCUUUUUUUUUCUUCUGCUUUUCCUUCCCUCCCCCUCUGUCUACCUCACCCCUCCCCUCGUUUUUUUGACUCGGAAGCAAAGCCAAUAUCAAAAAAAGAGUCAAAACAAAACCAAAGCAUUUGGCCAAAAAUCGAAACGGGUGUUUUUACGUCUUAUGUUAUCUCGCGCGCGGGCUCUUCCAGGGGAUAAACUCACUUUUUUUGUUACGCACGGGAAAAACGGAUCCUGAGGGAAAAGAGAAAUGACUUUGCUUGUCUUGUUCA
Molecule: messenger RNA, 840 nt
Organism: Colletotrichum scovillei
Lineage: Eukaryota; Fungi; Ascomycota; Sordariomycetes; Glomerellales; Glomerellaceae
Product: 60S ribosomal protein L37
Exons: 4
Coding region: 104-388 (94 amino acids)
Biological process (GO): translation
Cellular component (GO): ribosome; cytosolic large ribosomal subunit
Molecular function (GO): RNA binding; structural constituent of ribosome
Source: RefSeq, a predicted model, not a curated record